AUGGGCGACGUGGUGGCAGAUCCUGCGGACGAGCAGAACGUCGGCACGUCUGCCUCCUCGACGCAAACGUCCCCCACCGUCGGCAAGGAAUUCGGCCAGAAGACCCUCAGAUCGUUGAAGAGAGGGCUUGGUAGAUUGUGGAGGAGGCACCGUGGCAACGCUUCGAUCACCGAGUACGAUCCGUGCUAUAAGGUCGCUUAUCUUGGGAAUGUUCUCACUGGAUGGGCCAAGGGUAAGUGAAUUCUUUCUUGAACCGAGCCAUCACCGUCAGCUAGCAGAAAAUAUUUUAUCCAACAUCAUUUGCGUUAGGUCACAAGCGCAGUGAAUCAAUUACUGAAUAACAAUCGUGGUAAUCGGAAUUUCUGAUCAGUUCAUCGAUUGUUGAAAUAAAUCGGUAAUUGAUUAAUCUUUGCAAGAUCGUUAAUCGGCGAUUUUUAAAUCGUUGAGCGAUUGAUUUAUACUUUAUUACGAUCUGUAACAUGCUACGAUCUCCUCGAAAUUCUUCGCAAACGUUUGUAAAUAAUUGAACAAUUGAAAUAGAGAAAAAAUACUUGUUGAAAUAUGAAACAGUCAUAUUUUUAUGUAUGACGAAAAAGUUGAAAUAAAGCAAUCAUUUAUAUAUAUAAAUUAAUUUUAAAAUAUUUAUUUACAUAAAUAAAUUUUUCAGGUUAUAUAUAUAUAUAUAAAAAUUUUAAAAAUUCGUGAAAUCUAAAAAUACUUUACUUCCCGAAAAAUAAUAAUCAUCAUCCAUAAAUUUUCAUUUUGGAUAAUAAUAGUCAAGUGGAAUUUUAAUGGAUGUUAAUUUUUGAAGAGAGGAGUAUCCCUCUAUGUCGCAGUAUACAAGAUUCCCUUUUAAUCAUCCAAUAUCCUUGA
Messenger RNA from Heterotrigona itama, 873 nucleotides. The record is from the annotation of a GenBank genome assembly. Lineage: Eukaryota; Metazoa; Arthropoda; Insecta; Hymenoptera; Apidae.